Messenger RNA from Rotaria socialis, 522 nucleotides. The record is from the annotation of a GenBank genome assembly. NCBI's taxonomy places the organism in Eukaryota, Metazoa, Rotifera, Eurotatoria, Philodinida, Philodinidae.
AUGGGUUGUAUGAGUUCAAGCGCAGCAUCAAGACCAGUAAUACCGAGUUCGAUUCCUGGUGAUUUUACUGUUAUAGCUCAGCAAGUGAAACAAACGUGGCCUGAUGUGAAAAAAAUUAAUAAAUUGGGAGAAAAGACGUUUGCUCAUUUAUUAUAUAAAUACCCUGAAUUUAAACCACUCUAUCAUAUUCCUGAAGCAUACAAAACUGAAGCUGAUUUAUUGAAUGCAAAAGAAAUUCAAGAACCAAGUGAACGUUUUAUUUCGUUCUAUGGGGAGAUAAUUCAACAUAGUAAUACAAAAUUUAAUGAAGUAGUAAGAGAAAAAGCAGUCGAACUUUAUGCAAGAAAUAUUCGUACAAAUCAAAUUAAAGUUUACGGCGAAAGUCUUGUUCAUGUUAUUCAAUAUGAACUUAACAUCGAUUUAACGGUCGAAGAAAAACAAGCUUGGCAAUUAUUUAGUAGUGAAGUAUCACGUUGUUUAGCUGUUGAAAUGUCGAAAUUUCCUAGAAGAUCAAUAGUUUAA